UAACACAGACCACAUUCACUUUUGUCUCAGACACACCGCGGCCGCCGUCCACUCUACAACUCCACCACGACAAAUAGUGAACACAGCCAUGUUGAAGCUCUGGGUGGGGUUGGGCUGCCUGCUGGUGGUCACCGCCCAACGUCCUGACUUCGACUACGUCUUUGAUUACGUCGACUCUCCUAACUUCCAGCCCCUACCACAGCAACAGGCAUCACGGCCACCACCAACACGAGCAGCACCAGCACGACCAGCAGCAGCAAGGGCCACACGACCACCUCCAUCCCCUGCUCAGCUUCCUCAUAUAAACCAGCAGGCGGUGGCAGGAGGCAGACCAACGGGGAAUCAAGGUCCCACCACCACACCCGUCCCUAUCCUGGUGGACGAACGCAGAAUCGACCCCCAGACGGGGGCGUUCGUGUACGAGUACGCGGGCGCUGAUGGCUCGACCAAGCAUGAGACCCGUUACCCUAACGGCACCGUCAUAGGCAACUACUCCUUCAUCAACGAUCUCGGGGAGAGGGAGUCCCGUACAUACACUGCUGGCGUGCAAGACCCAAACCACAUCGACGAGACCACCGACCCAAACUACGUCGACCUGGGUAACUACGAUUUGUACAAGCACCUUGAGCAAGCCUACGUCCACGAGGGCGGUUCCUCCUCCUUCAGCGACCAGGUGUUGUCCAGACCUCCCCCUUCAGCUCCACGACCCAGAGCUCAGCCACGUCCACAACAAGCAGUACAACGACGUCCACAACAAGCAGUACAACGACGUCCACAACCAGUAUCUGCCGCCUCCCACUUUUCCCAGCCACCGUUACCGGUAGCUGGCCCAACAUUCGAUUAUGAAGACAUCGGUCAGGCCCCAGUACCCGUCCGGGCACCCCCUCCACCUCCACCACCUAGGAGUCGUCAGCGUACGGUGGCCCCAAGGCCGUUCCCCGGACCCAACCAUCGGCUCGACCUGUCCUCUACCGGUGGCCAGUCUGUCGACUCCUUCCUGGACAGCGUCAUCCAUCGGUUCCAGUAAUGGAUUACGCUCACCAACGUCCAUCAUAACCAUCAAACGCCAGCGUAUGUAAUAAGUAGCGUCUGGCGUUCACCUGCACCGCACAAUGACACGAAUACGAAACUACACCUGGAGAAACAUUCUCCCACUUCCUGUCAGCGGUAAUAAUUCUUGUGGUACGACCAGUAGACGUGUGAAGCCCGGGGAGUACACAACAACAACACUUAUACACCAAGGAAGAAAACACUGUGUUGCCCGCUAGUAUUAUUUAAAGACAUUCCAUCCCCCGGACUGCCACGUUGUAUUUGUUACUGUUUGUUGACUUGUAAUGUUGUUACUACUACUACACUUGUGCCUGUGUGGCCACCAAUAAAUAUCUGUCCCAUCCCA
Homarus americanus (American lobster) is the source of this 1396-nucleotide messenger RNA. RefSeq lists its product as uncharacterized. The record is from RefSeq and is a predicted model, not a curated record. The transcript is spliced from 5 exons. Lineage: Eukaryota; Metazoa; Arthropoda; Malacostraca; Decapoda; Nephropidae. The coding region runs from base 89 to 1027 and encodes 312 amino acids.